Messenger RNA from Ochotona curzoniae (black-lipped pika), 329 nucleotides. RefSeq names its product COP9 signalosome subunit 9 (gene COPS9). The transcript has 3 exons. The record is from RefSeq and is a predicted model, not a curated record. The coding region runs from base 31 to 204 and encodes 57 amino acids. NCBI's taxonomy places the organism in Eukaryota, Metazoa, Chordata, Mammalia, Lagomorpha, Ochotonidae. Gene Ontology annotation, biological process: negative regulation of protein neddylation.
GAUGUGGGCCUAGAGCUCCCCAGGUCCGAGAUGAAGCCGGCGGUGGACGAGAUGUUCCCUGAGGGCGCGGGGCCGUACGUGGACCUGGACGAGGCAGGAGGCAGCACAGGGCUGCUGAUGGACCUGGCGGCCAAUGAGAAGGCGGUGCACGCGGACUUCUUCAAUGAUUUUGAAGAUCUCUUUGAUGAUGAUGACAUCCAGUGAGCUGUCCAGCAGUCGUGUUCUCCUGCCCUGCUCAGGGCCUGGCUGACCAGGAGAGGGAGGCCUGGCCUAGCUGUCUGUCUGCAGCUUGUCCUGUCUCAAUAAAACAACAUUUGCAUGCAGGGUGA